UUCCAUUAUUCCAUUUCAUUGCUCUCAUCCAAAUUAUUUUGCUUUUACCGAAAAAGAAAAGGACAAAGAGAGUGAAGUAGUGAACUGUAAAAUCAAUAGCCAAAAUGAGCAGCGGCGGGGGCGAUCGUCCGACGGUGAUGGUCACGAAUGACGACGGAAUCGAUGCUCCAGGAAUUCGAGCUCUCCUUCACGUUCUCGUCUCCUCCAACCGAUUUAACGUCUAUGUUUGCGCUCCUGAUUCAGAAAAGUCUGCAGUUAGUCAUAGCAUCACAUGGCAAAAAGCUCUCGUUGCCAGGCCAGUGGAAAUUGACGGAACAGUUGCUUUUGCAGUUUCUGGUACUCCCGCUGACUGUACAUCAUUAGGAGUUUCCAAAGCUCUGUUCCCCUUAGUACCUGAUCUGGUAAUCAGUGGGAUCAAUAUGGGUAGCAAUUGUGGCUAUCACAUAACAUAUUCCGGGACUGUAGCAGGAGCUCGAGAAGAAUUUUUUAAUGGAGUACCUUCUAUCUCAAUAUCAUAUGAUUGGGUUGGAGGGAAAAGUACUGUCAAUGAUUUUAAACUUGCAGCAGAGGUGUGCUUGCCCAUAAUUUGUAGUCUGUUGGCUGAAAUCAAGAAGAAAACAUACCCUCAAAACUGUUUUCUGAAUGUAGAUGUGCCAACUGAUGUUGUGAAUCAUAAGGGUUAUCGACUAACGAAUCAGGGCAAGACUAUGGUGAAAAUGGGGUGGAGACAAGUUACUUCUGAAUCUGAAGGAGGGAAAAUUCUGUCAACUAUGACCAUGGAGACAAAUUCAUCAUCGGGUUCUGAAUCAGAGUCUCCGAAUUUAAAGCAGGCCCUUGCUUUCAAAAGAGAAGUGAAAGGAUCACAGGUUGACAAUAGUGAUACCGACCACAGUUGCCUUAAAGAAGGAUAUAUAACUGUCAGUCCUCUAGGAGCCUUAACUCCUGCAGAUAUGGAUAGCCGAGAUUUUUAUAAGCAGUGGUUGCCAGGUGUUUCGGCACUAUAACAGUUUUACUUAAAGGUUCCUAAUCAUGUCUCGGGAUAUCUGGAAGGAUCUAAAUGGUUCACUUAUCAUAGAGUUGAGCAUCAUUUCGAUCACGAAAUCUCCGUUUGGAGGUAUCACCGUAUCACUGUUCCCUAUCAGCCUAGCGCAUCCUUUAUACAGUACCUUUAAUAGUUAAUCACGGUAUCCUUCUCAUGAGUUCUGCUGUUGGGACAAAAUCUGAUUAGCUAUGUACUAUAAAAUAUCUUACUUUCAUUGAGAUUAAUAAAUAUUUCAGUGCUCGUUUCUGCC
Molecule: messenger RNA, 1292 nt
Organism: Salvia splendens (bonfire salvia)
Lineage: Eukaryota; Viridiplantae; Streptophyta; Magnoliopsida; Lamiales; Lamiaceae
Product: 5'-nucleotidase SurE
Exons: 10
Coding region: 105-1004 (299 amino acids)
Cellular component (GO): cytosol
Molecular function (GO): nucleotidase activity
Source: RefSeq, a predicted model, not a curated record